Messenger RNA from Drosophila sulfurigaster albostrigata, 4544 nucleotides. It is a transcript of the gene cos, whose product is annotated as kinesin-like protein costa. Gene Ontology annotation, molecular function: microtubule motor activity; microtubule binding; ATP binding. The transcript is spliced from 4 exons. The record is from RefSeq and is a predicted model, not a curated record. Gene Ontology annotation, biological process: microtubule-based movement; mitotic spindle organization. NCBI's taxonomy places the organism in Eukaryota, Metazoa, Arthropoda, Insecta, Diptera, Drosophilidae. The coding region runs from base 177 to 3728 and encodes 1183 amino acids.
AUAUCAAUAUAUCGAUGACUAGAUUUGUAUUUAAUACCGAUUGCUGUUGUGUGUGCGCAUCAUUAUCGAUUCAGCAGUUUUAUUUUUUGCACCAAAAAAUCUUUGUGCUAAUCACAAAAUGUAUACAAAAGCACAGAAAUCAAUGUGAAAACACGCUGCAAAAGUGAGGAACAACAAUGGAGAUACCCAUACAAGUGGCUGUGCGCAUUUAUCCCCAUGCUGAACUCCAGGCAAAGCCACAACUCAAGGCCACCACAGAGGAUGGCGACGCAGAAGCUGACAAACCGCAAUCGGAGCUUCCCUCCUCGCCUCCGACCCCGUCAACGUCGCCGUCUGCAGCGUUAGAUGCCAAUGGCAAUAAUAGCGAAAAAGAAACUGCUACGCUGAAUACAAAUGAUACGCCGGAGAAUGGCAGCUGCGUGCAAGCAAUACCAAUUACUGCAUCGGCUCUCGGUUUGCCCAGCGCCUUGCCCGGCGGAGCGCCCUUGGACAGCAUUGCCGCUGGCCUCAUCCAGGUGGGCGCACACACGGUGCCCGUAACGCACGCGCUGCCCAGCAGCACCACUCAGUGCCAGGUGUAUCAUCAGACGGUGUUUCCUCUGAUUAGUCUGUUUCUGGAAGGCUUCGAUGCCUCUGUGGUAACUUAUGGUCAGCGUAAGACAGGAAAAACAUACACACUUUACGGCCAUGGGUUUGAAUGUGUUUAUGGCGAGGCGGAUCAGGGUGUCGUCCAACGUUGUGUACGUGAAAUCUUCACGCAUAUUGCAGCACAUACAGAGCGUACUUAUGCUGUCAACGUGGGUUUUGUGGAGAUCUGCAAUGGCGAAGUGCGUGAUCUGUUGGGCAUGGGCAACGUCCAUUGUCGCAGCGUCGAAGAGGUAUUCCAUUGGCUCAAGUUAGGCUUGAGCAAGAAGCUGGAGCUACCUGCGCACACGCUCUUUACCAUGACACUCGAACAGCAGUGGAUCUCAAAAGAUGGCCUCAUCCAGCAUCGCCUGUCAACGGCCAGUUUCUCUGAUCUGAGCGGCACCGAUCGCUAUGGCGAACCACCACCUGGUUAUCCGCGUGAUCCAGGCUUGCAUAUGCUGGAGCAGGUGAUUAACACGCUGACAGAUCCGGGCAUCAUGUAUAGUGUCAAUGGCAAUAUUCCCUACGGCCAAACAACGUUGACAACGUUGCUAAAAGAUUCAUUUGGCGGUCGAGCGCAGACUUUACUCAUUUUGUGUGUUUCUCCGCUGGAGCAGCAUCUCACAGAGACGCUUGGAAAUCUGCAGUUUGGCUAUAAGGUGCAAUGUGUCCGCAAUUAUGUCAUCAUGAAUACGUUCUCCGAUGACAACACUCCCAUAGCACCUGAGACUAUGCCCAACGAGCAAGCUGUGGUAGACAGAGCGGCGCUAAUGGCAGCUGUAGGUGCGACCAAUGCGGAAAACUUUGGACUGCAGUUUGCGGCCAGUCAAUGGUUCAAACUAGUGUCCAAUGCUGAGGGACUCUUUGCCAAAUUAAUUGGAUCCAAUGCCAUAACGGAGAUGGAGAAAGAACAAAUGGAAGAAUGGCUCUUUUUGAAGCAGGAAUGCGAGGAGUGCCUAAGCUCCAGCGAUGUGCUGCGCCAGCCGAAGCCAUUGGUGCCCAUUGAGGAGGCCGAAGAGCCCGAAUCGGUUAGCGAGCCGGAAACAUCAUGCCAGCAGAAUUCCGAUAAUGAGAGCGACAAUGAAUCGCAAGGUCCAGAUCUAGAUGAGAAACUUGACAGUUUUAUGGAUGAGUUUCGUUCUAAAACAGAUACUCUCAUCAAGGCCAAACACGAGGAGUUUAUGCUUAAACAGCCCAAAGCUGUGAUGCAGAGCCAAGACAAGGAGGCGGAACAAUUGAAGCUGGAGCCCGCUGCUCCCACUGAGGUUGAAAGAUGUGAUGAACGCAAAGCAAGCACAGGUGGUCGUCGACGCAGCAUACAGCCAGGUGCUAGCUUGAGUAGUGCGGAGCUGGCCAUGCUUAAUCGUGUUGCCUCACAACAGACAACGGGCGCCGAAGUUGUGGCGGAACUCGAUCCACUUGAGAGUGCAGCAGGCGUCUCCACGGCAGUUGUUGUGGCUGCUGUAAGCGAACCGAUUGAGCAGGUGCAAAAGAAGAUGCGCAAGCUGCAUGCAGAGAUUGAGGCACGACAGCGGCAACUGAAAGAAAUCGAACAGACCAUGCAACUGAAGCAGAACAUCAUCAGUGAGCUGGUGAAGAAUCGAGAGACUCGAAGUCAUGUCAAACAGCGUUUCCACAAGAAGAAGGCCAAAUUGGACGCUGAGUGCGAGAAGGCAAAGAAGCAUUUGGCCAAGGCGCUGGUGCAAGGCAAGGAGAAGGCGGAGGUGGAACGCUGGAGCGCGAUUGUGGCGCACAUUGAGCAUCGGCUCGAGGAUCUCAACUCCAUGAAGCACAUUGCUGGAGAAAGUGGCCAAAAGCUGAAGAAGCUGCAGCAAUCGGUGGCAGAGUCACGCAAACAAAUCGAGGAGUUGCAAAAGAAGCUGAAGAAGGAAUGCAAAUUGCGGGAUCAACUGGAGGCCGAGUUGAAGUCACUCAAGGAGGCGUCACUAGUCAAGUUGGAACCGCAUCCCGAUCAGCUGAAGGCGGUGCAAGCACGCAUUACCCACCUGGAUCAUAUAUUGCGUGAAAAGUCCGAGAAUCUGGAACUGGGCGAUGCCAGCGAUCAGUCGCCCAGGGAGCAGGAGGGUUUGCGCCAUGAGAUACGCAAUUUGCGGCGUACACGAGACCACUUGCUGGAGCAGCGUUGCACGCUGGAUCGCAAGCUGAAGCGUGACAAGAUGCUGACGCAACGCGAGGAGCGCAAACUCCUCGAAUGCGACGAGGCCAUCAUGGCUAUCGAUGAGGCCAUCGAGUUCAAGAACGAACUGAUCUGCGGUCGCAAAUCAAUUGACUUGUCCACCGAGCGACUGCAGCGCGAAAAGGGCGAACAGAUGCUGAUGGCACGCCUCAACAAGUUGUCGUCGGAGGAGAUGCGCACUCUGCUCUACAAGUACUUUGUUAAGGUCAUCGAUUUGCGGGAUUCGUCGCGUAAACUGGAGCAGCAGCUGGUGCAAUUGGAGCGUGAACGCGAUGCCUGGGAGUGGAAGGAACGUGUGCUCUCAAAUGCAGUACGACAAGCCCGUCUCGAGGGAGAAAGAAAUGCAGUGCUGUUGCAACGUCAACACGAGACAAAGUUAACGUUAAUGCUACGUCAUCUGGCCGAGGAGACGUCCACCAGUUCGGCCAGCUAUGGCGAGCGUGCUCUGGCGCCAGCUCAUCCCCAAGCCAGCAGUGAUUUCGAUUAUGAGCUGGACUUUUACAAGACAACAGGCGACAAAGUGAUGCUAAAGACGCCGCAAGCCAAACCCACGCCCACAGUGCUCGAGAAGUACAAGGACAAGGAGCGAAGCGGUGGCCGCAACAUCUUUGCCAAGUUCCAGGUGCUCACACGCUAUGCUUCGGCAGCGGCAGCGGCUGCUGGUUCAUCGUCCACCGCCGAUGAGUCGACGGCACUGAUAGAGACCACAACCACAACGGCGACCACAACCACGACGACAGCAACCACGAGCACAGCGGCAGCGGCACUAAGCAGAGGCAAGGAGCAUGCGUUGGUCAAAAUCAAUCAGGAUCAACUGAAGCGUUUGAUGCCGCCGCCAACAUCCACAAAAGUCACACGACAAAAGAAUAAAAUCAUCAUACAGGACGCCUCGCGCAAUAACUAGAAACUAAUUCACGAAUUUACCAAGUAAAAGGCACUUUAAGGUGCUAUCAUCUUUGCAUCAGUCUCGAAUCUCUCAACAAAAAGAAAAAUACUCAAUACUCAAUGAACAAAGACGUCCAAUACGACUUAACAAGGUUUUCAUCAAUAAGCCAACUUCCUUUUGACCCCUCUGAACUAACGCAUUUAAAAUCCCUUGACUGGCAAUUUGUAAAGACUUGACAACUGUUACUUAAAAUACUCGCAAUUUAGUAAUCCAAAAACAAAAGAAGAAAGUAUACUGCGCAAUUAAUAUGCUCAAAUUGUUAAGUUAAAUGAUUGGAAACACUUGUUUGAUGUAUGUUUAAUACGCAUUUAUAUGUUUAAAGAUUGUAUAUGUAUAUUAAUAUUUUAGUUGUAAGUUUUUGGCAUUUAAGUUUUCUUAAGCCUUAAGUCUCUGUCCCAGAUUGUGCUAUUUAUUUGUUUACCACAUAUUUUUUACGUUUUUUAAGCAUUUAUUACAAUUAUGUCUUCCCACUAAAAACUGAUAAAAGAGCUCAAAUCAUCCUAGCUAUUUACGUUAAGUACUUAUUGCAUUUACUAAAUAAUUAUUAUGUUAUCCUUUUAAGAUACAAAACAAAAAACAUUUCGGUUGUGUUUGAUGCUAUUUAAAUAUUUUCCCCAUAUCGAGGAUCACACAAUGCAUAUGCUUUAUAUUACAACAAAAAAUUGCUCAAAGUCAAAAGAAUAUAUAUACAGAUAAAACAAAUAUAUAUAUAUAUAUAUAUAUAAUAUGCGUAAAACUGAUAUUUUUGCGUAGAAAUCAUAUUCCGAAUAAAAA